Messenger RNA from Penicillium angulare, 1701 nucleotides. RefSeq names its product chaperonin-containing T-complex alpha subunit TCP1. Gene Ontology annotation, biological process: protein folding. The coding region runs from base 1 to 1701 and encodes 566 amino acids. NCBI's taxonomy places the organism in Eukaryota, Fungi, Ascomycota, Eurotiomycetes, Eurotiales, Aspergillaceae. Gene Ontology annotation, cellular component: chaperonin-containing T-complex. The record is from RefSeq and is a predicted model, not a curated record. Gene Ontology annotation, molecular function: ATP hydrolysis activity; ATP-dependent protein folding chaperone; ATP binding. The transcript has 6 exons.
AUGGCAGGCAUCUUCGAGGCCCCGCGGAAUGCGGACACUCUUUUCUUGGGUGGUCAGAAAAUCACCGGUGCCGAUGUCAGGGAGCAAAAUGUUCUCGCAACUCAGGCUAUCUCAAAUGUCAUCAAGAGCUCUUUCGGUCCCUCGGGCUUGGAUAAGAUGAUGGUGGACGACAUAGGGGAUGUUACCGUGACAAACGACGGAGCUACUAUUCUCUCUUUACUGGAUAUUGAACACCCCGCGGGCAAGAUUCUUGUCGACCUCGCCCAGCAACAGGAUAAGGAGGUUGGUGAUGGUACCACCUCCGUCGUCCUGAUCGCUGCCGAGCUUCUGCGUAGAGGCAACGAGUUGAUGAAGAACCGCAUACACCCUACUACGAUUAUCAGCGGAUACCGUCUCGCGCUUCGUGAGGCUGUCAAGUAUAUGAACGAGAAUGUGACGACAAAGGUCGAGAACCUGGGACGGGACAGCUUGAUCAACAUUGCGAAGACUUCCAUGUCCAGCAAAAUCAUCGGUGCUGAUUCGGAUUUCUUUGCCAACAUGUGUGUGGACGCCAUGCUGCAGGUGAAAUCGACAAACCAGAGAGGCGAGGUCAAAUACCCUGUUAAGGCUGUGAACUUGCUCAAGGCCCACGGUAAGAGUGUUCUUGAGUCUGUUCUUGUCCACGGUUAUGCUCUGAACUGCACUGUUGCCUCUCAGGCCAUGACAACCCGUGUCACAGACGCCAAGAUUGCCUGUCUGGACAUGAACUUGCAAAAGGAGCGCAUGAAGCUGGGUGUUCAAAUCACAGUUGAAGAUCCCGAUCAAUUGGAGAAGAUUCGCCAGCGCGAGGCCGGUAUUGUUCUCGAGCGAGUUGAGAUGAUUCUGAAGUCUGGUGCCAACGUCGUCCUCACCACCAAGGGUAUCGAUGACAUGGUCCUGAAGCUUUUCGUUGAGAAGGGCGCUAUGGCUGUUCGCCGCUGCAAGAAGGAGGAUCUCCGCCGCAUUGCCAAGGCUACCGGUGCUACUUUGGUCAGCACUCUGUCAGACUUGAAUGGUGAUGAGAAGUUCGACGCUUCCUACCUCGGCCACGCUGAGGAGGUUGCGCAAGAGCGCAUCUCCGAUGAUGAGUGUAUUCUGGUCCGGGGCACCAAGGUUCACACCUCUGCUUCUAUCAUCCUCCGUGGUCCCAACGAGUUCAGCUUGGAUGAGAUGGAGCGAUCCGUUCACGAUACUCUCUGCGCUGUUAAGCGAACCCUGGAGAGUGGCAAAAUCGUACCUGGUGGUGGUGCUGUGGAGACAGCCCUUCACAUUUACCUUGAGGAGUUUGCUGUCACGGUGGGCUCCCGUGAGCAACUCGCUAUUGGAGAAUUUGCCCAAUCAUUGCUCGUCAUUCCCAAGACCCUGGCUGUAAAUGCUGCCAAGGAUUCCUCUGAGCUGGUCGCCCAACUCCGUGCCCGCCACGCCCUGUCACAGCGUAUGCAGGAUGGCGAUGCCAACGAGCAAGAGAAGGCAAUUGCUAAGAAGAAGACAUACCAAAACUAUGGUCUGGAUCUGAUGAAGGGACGCGUUCACGACACUCUUAAGGCUGGUGUUCUCGAGCCUAGCAUGAGCAAGGUUAAGCAGCUCAAGUCUGCUGUUGAGGCUUGCAUUGCUAUUAUGCGUAUUGACACAAUCAUCAAGCUGGAUCCGGAGCAGCCCCAGGAUGAUGGCCACGGUCAUUAA